AUGGCCAUCUGUCAUGUGUACCUGCUUGUGUCUCAUCUAGCUCGGGGACGCCUCUCCAUGCCACAGUGUCAGUGUGAGCCACAGCCCCACCCUGGGGUUCCGAGGGACCAGGAGUGGGCCAGAGACGGCAGAGGACCAUCCAGCCAGCAGGGAGGGCAGUGUGAAGACUGUGAGAUGUGUCUGCGGUGUAGGAAAGUCCAAUACAGUCCUCAUAACACCAGGUAGGACUGUGCAGAGGCAGGAUUUGUGUAUAAUGAAUUAUUCCUAAUGCUUGGAAAGAAGUGUAUAGCACUGGGCAGAAAGGAUGUAUUUCUGUUGACGGGCCCUGUCUGAAAUGUUAUCGUUAGCCUUGGGUCUGCAGAAACCACACAUACUUAGUAUGAACUUUGUAUGUAAUGUAUGUAAUGUAUUGUGCAUGAAUGUGUUUUCAUAAUAUUAUUAUUUUUUUUGUCAUUUAGCAGACGCUCUUAUCCAGAGCGACUUACAGGAGCAAUUAGGGUUAAGUGCCUUGCUCAAGGGCACAUCGACAGAUUUUUCACCUAGUCGGUUCGGGGAUUAGAACCAGCGACCUUUCGGUUACUGGCACUAUGCUCUUAACCACUAAGCUACCUGCCGCCCAUGUAUGAGUUGAGUCUUAAUAUGAGCAUGAGUCCACGAAGAGCAUGUUUAUUUGUGCAGUGUGUGUGUGUGUGUGUGUGUGUGUGUGUGUUAUGCCUGUCCAUGUGUGUAUGUCUUGUGUACGCUGAUGCGAGGACUGAUGUUUCUGGGUUAAUUAUUACACAAGGUAAGCCAGUCAAGCGGCAGGAGAGAGAUGCAACCCUGCAUUUCCCCAGGCAUUAAUUUUCAGCUUCCAUACAGAACAACCCAUUUUUCUUUUUCUGUGAUGCCAGUAGAAGUCAAACACAACUCUGAUAGUUUGAAGGAUGCAUUUGUGUGAUGGUAAAAUAAUUUUAAAUUGCUUGUGGUUGUUUAUUUUGCUUAACAAGCGGUUUGAGAUUCUGUCCGUUAUGAAAAGCGCUAUAAACGUUCAAUAAAUUAUUAUAAUUAUUAUAAUAGAUAUUUACUCCACAAAAUCCUUAACUGUGGUGUGUUUUCUUUAACAAAUGUGUUGUGAUGUGCCAUUCUAGAUGUAUUUAUAUCAUGUGACUUCUGUUAAUUUAGCCCCUGACUUUCUGGACCUGUGUCUGUGGCUCUGUUUUGUCAAUUCCAUUUUCCUGUUUGCUUACGGUUUACAAUUUUAGUAAAUUGCUACUUGUGUGCCGUGUUGUUUUUGUCACUGCCGAGGAGAGUGGAACUCAUUGAACCAGGGAGAAUUCUAUGGAGAGCGGGGGAAAUUAGUGCUAACCCACAGCUUAUCUCCCAGGCUUUAAUUAGCACAUGAACCAUGAAGGGACCCCCACUGACUCUCACAGCACUUAAUAGACAGGCUGGAUUUAGCAUUUUAAUUUCUGGUGUUGACGUUGAACUGACAGAAAGUAGACGUUGCUCUGAAUCAUAGAUAACGCAGAGGGAAACAUGCCCUGCAAGAAUGUUACUUGUCAUUACCAUGUUGGAUUGUGCGUUUGAGGGUUCCCUCGUUCAGACUGCUGGGCUCAGAAGUGGCCUCUGGCAGGGCAUUGAUUGACUCUGGAGGCUGAGGUCAGGUCAGGGAUCACUGAUGGACUCUAGGGCAUAUUUGGCAGAAUCUCAAUUGCAUACUCCUCGCGUCCUCUCUCCUCGCCUCCUUCUCAAAACCCAUUGGAGGAGAAGUUCACCUCUGGCUUUCUCAUCCAAUGGGUUUUGAGAAGGAGGCGAGGAGAGAGGAGCGAGGAUGCGAGGUUUAUGCAAUUGAGAUUCUCGCACUGUGCUGAUAGGCCUUGAUGGAGAGUAUGGUCUGGUGCGGUGUUAUGAGGAAGUCAGUACAGUACAUUUGAAACACAUCCAUUAAUUUUUAACCAUCCACACAUAAAGAUCUCCCACUUUCAAACUUUUCACAUAUUUUGGAAUGAUUUGUGAGAAAAAUGCUGUAUUUACUCAACAUUUAACAAUGUAUAUACGAUUAGUGAUUGUCUGUGUUUCAAAAUGUAUUUCCUAUCCACACAGUGUAGGACUGGAGACUCUCUCAGACAUUAAUGAGAGGCUACAGCGUUCGUUACAGGACAUCAUUGAUUGGCUAUCUGUGAAGGAUGAGGAGCUAUCUGACAGUUUGCCUUUACAUGGAGAUAUAACAAGCUACAAGCAUCAGAGUGAGGUACAUCAGGUAGGCCAAAACAAUCUAGAAGAUAUACAUUUUAUUUGUUUGACUUUUAUUGUGUAUUUAUUGCAGGAUAUGUACACAACAGACGUGCCAUAUAUAAAUCAAAUACGAGCAUAAUAAUGGCCUUGUACAGUUAUUUUACAUUAAGCCAUUGUUUAUGGGGUGGUUGGCAAGAAUGGUUUAGAUGAUCUUUAAAUGCCCAUGCAAAAUCAUCUCUACAGUCUUUGACGUCUGUCAGUUGUACUGAAUCGCAAACUCCCAAUGCAUGCAAUGUAUGAAAUGUAGUCCAAGUGAAAUUAUAAAUAGAGAGAGAGUACUUCAACCCACAUUAUGAUGUAGUCUGAAAGUAUUGUCAUUGGAAAUCAACACAGAUUCAGUCUGGAGCCUGAGCUUGUGAAUAUUUCUUCUCUUGUUUGCUCCUGGCUAUAUUUGCCAGUCCACAGAGGUCUGUUAUCUAAUUCAGUUACAAGGGAGAAAAAAACAAGAUAUUCAGUGUCUUAUGUAUAGGGUAGUACAUUUUACAUUUACAUUUUAGUCAUUUAGCAGACGCUCUUAUCCAGAGCGACUUACAGUUAGUGAGUGCAUACAUUUUCAUACUGGCCCCCCGUGGGAAACGAACCCACAACCCUGGCGUUGCAAGCGCAAUGCUCUACCAACUGAACUACAGGGAACUAGCCCCCUGGGGAAACUAGCCCCUCCCCACAAGAUGCCACCAAAUUAUUUUCCCAACACUUUCCCUGGCUGUCACUGUUCUUGCUGAACGAAAAAUGUCCUCUGUGUCAUCACAACUUUUGGAGAUAUUUCAACAAAACGAUUUAGUGGUAAGUUGAUUUUAAAAAAUGAAAUGUAUUCCAAUGAAGUUAGAUCUAUAUAUAUUUUUUAAAUAUACAAGUAGGAAAGCCUUAAAAUAAUUAAUCCACUUGUUUAGAGAGAAAAAUUGGGCUACUAGGCUACUAGGGGGUAACUGGCCCCUGGGGGCGAUUUACCCCUUUAUGGUUAUGAAUGUGUUUCUACCUGUCAUUUAGACAAUGACUAGCCCAGUUAGUGCUAGUUUAUGCUAACUUGCUAGCUAGCAACUUCACUAGCAGUAAAUGCUAGCCAGCUAGCUAGUUAGCAUAAGCUGCUAGGAGUGCUAGCUAGCAAUCUUACUACCAGAUCGUUUGAGGUAAAAUACAUAAAAAAAUAUAACGUAACUUCAUUUCAGUUGUAAAUGUUUCCACUAGUGACUGAUAGCUUUACAGUUAAUGCAACUUUAUAGCAUUUUAGCAAUUUUACACAGCAUUUUAUGUCAUAUAGCUAGAUAGCUAUCUAUGUUUUUAAGAGAGAGCUUUUCAAUUGGCAUCUCUCCCCCUGUUUUCAGUCACAGGUGGGGAUUAGGUGUGAGCAGUGCAGGAGGUGGGCUCAUGAGUUGUGCUCCAAUUUUACUGGGGAUAGCUUUAUUUGUGACCUACAGGUACAAAUUAGAAUCGUGCAAUAGCAGAGCAUAAGAGAGUUGCCACAUCAAUGUUACACUGAGUUAAUUAGUUAAGUUAUUGUUAUUAAAUGUUAUUUUCCAAUGUUAUUUUAUGUUAUUAUUUAUAUUCCAUUCCAAUAUUAUAUUCCAAUGAUUAAAAAAAAAAAGAUUUAAAAACAACUAUAAUGCAAAACCUUUUGCUCCUGAAUGUCAUUUUAAAGACUGCUGGGAUUUAAAAUCUUGCAUUAUUCAAAUCAUAUUUAGUGCAAAUGUACAUCAUGGAUUGUAUGGAAAAGGGACAACAAAGAAAGAACAAAGGAAAAUUAAUGUGCAGGUGAGUUAAAAAGAGGGACUUUACAUCAAACCAGCAGUUACCCUGGUACUUUAUAAAAAUGCCCCUUUUCUAAAAACAAAAUUUCAUGAAUUAACUAAAAAAAGUGUAAACUGUAGCCAUUUAUUUCUUAUAGUUUAUUCGCCUAAGCAUGACCUUCAUCCACAUACCAAUUUUUUUCUCAAAACGUUGCAUUUUUGUGUCCGCAAUUAGAUAUUGUUCUUAGGGGGGGGGCUUGUUACACCCUAGUAUCCUGCUCCAGUUUUCUGGUUUUAUUAACGUUAAGUCUUGUUAUGCUGCUAUGUGCAGCACUUAACCCAGAGCAGAUAGAAUGAUGAUGGAACGGAUGUCUGUUCUGUUGAUCUCAUCCGUAGGUUUUUGUUGAGGAGUUGAAGUCUCGGGGACCUUUUAUUUACUCUGUGUUGGAGUCUGCUCAGGCCUUUCUGUCACAAUGUGCCACUGUGGAUCCAGAUGACAACAAAGGUGGGGAAGUCAACAAGAUAUGGCAAACCCAAUUAUCAGAUCGACAAGUUACGAAGUUAGUUAUGUGUUCCUGGUUAGGAAGAAAAUGCUUAUCUCAUAAUUAGCUGAAUCCUGAUUUGUCAUUGUCUCUCCAGUGAGAUCUGCCCUUUCUGUUUCUCUGCAUCUCCUGUCUGUAGACAUGAGUACUCGGCAGCAGAGUGGCGGUCGCUGGGUGUGGAGGCAGGCUGCAGUGGCCGGAAACCUGUGGGAGAGUGUGAUGUCACGCAGCGUUCAGCGCCACAAACACAUGCAGUGUACUCUGGAGCGCCUCACAGAGCUACAGGGGGCCGUGGAGGAGCUGUGCCUGGACAUGGAGCAGGCUGAGGGGGUGCAGGAGGCCUGGGGGCCCAUAGGAGACCUCCUCGUUGACUCACUGCAGGACCACAUCGAUGCCACCAAGGUAUGCAGGAAUCAACAACACACAACCAUUUUUGUUUUCCACUACUAAGGUCAAUUUUUCUUUUCCAUUAUAUAAUGACUACUGAGCCGAACAUGGAAAGUGAGCUGAUAUGCUCCAAAUGCUUGGGCAUAGAAUAACAAAAUUAGCAACUAUGCUCUACACAUUAUAUAGUUUGAUCUAUUCUAGAUUGCUUUAGCAGCAGAUACAGCACAUUUGGUCAAAGACCCUAUGUAGGCUACAUACCAGGAUAUUGUGUUAUGAUUGGCAAAUGGUUGCCAUGUUAGUGACUGGUAUGGCCUCUAUGUUGUAGUUGUUCCAGGAGGAGCUGACUCAGGGUCAGGCGGGCAUGAAGCAUGUCAACCAGCUAGUCCACCAGCUGACCAUCUCCAGUGUCCCCCUGUCAGAGGACAACACCCAGGGUCUGGAGCAACUCAACACCAGGUGGAAACUGCUGGAGGUACAAAAAAAGGGAGUGGCUAAAAUCCAAUAUGAGAUUUUACAAUGCUGAUCUUCCCCUGGAAGCAUGUUCUCCAGCAGUCUAAUUUUCCCAUCACUUUUCUAAAGCCUCUUGAUGUCAGAUCCCAUGUAGUAUGUUACUCUGUCCCUGGGAAUGUGCUGCAGCAUGCUUAGAGAUGUGUGUGCUGUAGUGUGUGUGUGUUUCCCUGUUGCAGGAGUCCACUGAGAAGAGGCUGAGGCAUCUGCAGGAUGCCCACAGAGACUUUGGGCCCAGGUCCCAGCAUUUCCUCUCUGGUAAGGUGUUUCUCUCUCUCUCUGCUGGAGAACCCCCUCAGAACGCUGAUUAUAUUUGCCAUGCUGUGUGCCCUUGCUCUUCUGGUUACAUUUGCCAUGUUACAUUAUUGUGCUUGCUUGAUUUACAUUGUUUUAUUUUAGGUUCAGUGCAGAUUCCAUGGGAACGUGCCAUAUCGCCCAACAAAGUGCCAUACUACAUUAAGUAAGCAUAAAUAAAAACACAAAAAAUUUCUAAACCAGUGUGAAAAAAUACAAGUCUACCAGCAUGUCACAACAACUUCCCUCUUUUCGUGACCCGUGUUCCAGUUUGUUUACUGUGACCACCAUAUUUACUGUGACCCCUGUCCCUCUACGUCUCUCUACAUUUUACUCUCUCUCGCUACAGCCAUCAAACCCAGACCACUUGUUGGGAUCAUCCACAGAUGAAAGAGCUCUACCAGGCACUUGGUAAGACUGCAGAAAAAUAUCUGCAUACACCUGAUUGCAAGGAUGCUUCCUAUUAUGGUGUUGAUCUAAACAUGCCCUUAUUUACCAUCUUUCCCCAGCUGAUCUGAACAAUAUCAGGUUCUCUGCCUACAGAACAGCCAUGAAGCUUCGACGUGUACAACAGGCCUUGAGAUGUGAGUGUGUUACUGUGUCCGGUGGCCUGUAAUAGUAAUAGCCCCACUCAGUCACCGCAGCAGUAGUGUUACAGCUAGCACCCUUCUCCCUUUCCCCUCUACCCUCAGUGGACAAGCUGAGCCUUGGCUGUGUGGCAGCGGUGUUCCAGGGCCUGGGCUCGGGGUACAAUGACCCCGUGGCGGACGCUGUGGAGGUUAUGGAUGUCCUGGAGGUCAUCCAUGCUCUGACCAGCCUGUACGAGCAGCUGCAGGAGAAACAUGGCAUCUUGCUCGACAUCCCCCUCUGUGUGGACAUGUGUCUCAACUGGCUGCUCAAUGUAUAUGACAGGUCUGCCUAACCGUAACAUAAUCUUAUUUUUCUACAGUUUAUUCCCCUUUUUGUCUAUCCUUUAGCCCUUCCAUUCCCAAUCUCUAUCUAUUCCAUAACAAAUCCCUCUCUCACUCUGUCCCUUAAAUAUUUUCCCUCCCUCCCUCUCCAUCUCUCUCUGCAUCUUCCUCUCAUCCUCUCUUCCUCUAAGAGACAUCCUAGGUCAGCCCCACAUCAGGGGUUGCUCUCUCUAUCUUUUAGAUCAUUUAGCUACAGUACAUCACUCUUAGCAGGGCUCCAUGGAUUAGCCAUUCAGUUUAGUGAACAAUAUUCCCCAGGGCAACAUCACCAACCAAGUAUCAAAUGAAUAUCCAUUGUUGCGUGACAACACUCAGUUUGUGUGUGUGUGUUUUAUACUGCGGCCUUUACGCUCUUGGGAUAGCGUGCUAUAGUCCCUGGGAGAUUGUGUGUGUGUGUGUGUGUGUGUGUGUGUGUGUGGCUAUAGAUGCUUUCCUAUGCACUUCAGCUGAGCGGCUAAAGGCCAAUACAGUGAGUAUAGCGCUCUGGGGCAAACACCUGGAUAUCUUAUGAAUGUGCGUGGAUGUGCAUUUGUGUGUGAGAAGGAGAGAGAUAGUGAAGGUGCAUUACUGAAUUAUCUCAUGCUUAGAUGGCAGUUGACUCCGUUGAGUAAAAAUGUAUACUGCUGUGAAAAAACAUCCACCUCACCCCAUACUGCGUGGUAAUCAAACAUUGAGAUUUCCUAUUUUUCUCUCUCUGCACCCUCUAGUGGCCGUAAUGGGCAGGUGAGAAUCCUAUCUUUCAAGACAGGACUGGUGUGCCUAUGCAAUGCUGACAUUCAGGAGAAGUGCAAAUGUAAGAUGUGCUUUGUUACUGUAUAUGAUGCAUUUUCAAUCAACCGUAACUUCCCUGUAGCUCAGUUGGUAGAGCAUGGCGCUUGCAACGCCAGGGUUGUGGGUUUGUUUCCCACGGGGGGCCAGUAUGAAAAAUGUAUGCACUCACUAACUGUAAGUCGCUCUGGAUAAGAGUGUCUGCUAAAAUGACGUAAAUGUAAAUAAUCACCACAAGCAAGUUUAAGAGUACAGAGAAGUGUAGGUUGUCUCCUAUAUGUCCUGUCUGAGGAGAGGGUAUGUUAGAUCUGUUCUGGCAGGUGUCUGAGCCUGGUGGAUGUGCUGAUCAGCAACACCUCAGUGCCCUGCUCCAGGAGAUAAUCCAGAUCCCAAGGCAGCUAGGAGAGGUGGCCGCUUUCGGAGGGAGCAAUGUAGAGCCAAGCGUGGCCAGCUGCUUUCGCAUGGUGAGCUAGGAUUUACAUUGGUCAAACUAGCUGCUAUUGUUAAGUAUAGCCCAAGGUUUUCCCCAUCUAAUUCCCUGUUAUUGUGCAAGAUUACAAUAAGUAAAAUCCAAUCUGUGUUAAAAACUGAUACUUGUCAUUAAAUUAUAUCCAAUCUUGAUAUGUGAUGUUGUUGAUUAUCAAAGUGGAUUUUGAACAUUCUUUAUGCAUCUGUAAGGUGCAAUCUAUUCCAAAUAAUGUGAGCAGCAGAGUAAUGUCACAGAGGAUUUGAGGUUGUUUAUAAGUCUUUGAGAGUAGCUCUGAGACCAUGGUGGAGACAUGCAGAUGCCUGAUUAAACACUGUGAGCCCUAUUCAACUAACCAUCUAUGAUGACAGUUAUGAUAACUCAAACCAUAUAAUGUUAAAAGCUAAUGUCAAACAUUAAUGAUAAAUACUGAGACAUCAAUGCCUUGUUUCUGAUAGGCUCUUUUAGAUCAGCCAGUCAUAUGCUUCUGUUUCAUCUUGACAUGUCUGAGUGAGAUUAGUAAACAUUAAACUAUUUCAAAGGGGUCAUGGCAUUUUAAUAGGCUGUGUUAACUUAUCUGAAAGGGCUAAUUACCACAGGCUCUGUCACUCUGACCUUUUGCUAUCUGUCAGCUUGUUUGUGUGGGCUUUACGGAGGUACUUAUGUGUACAUUGGGGUAUUUGUGUACGUUGUGUGUAUUUGUAUGUGCACAUGCAUGUCUGUUUGUGUAGUAAAUAUGUGAUUUGUCCUCUGGUAUGUCUCCAUGAUAGAAGCAGUCCUUCACUCCAGUGGCAUCGGGAUGCUACUAUAGUAGACAGGCUUUAUCAGGCUCCACAGCUGUAUUAGAGCACACCACUGGAACCCAAAAGGGAAUGACAAUUUAAUUAUGCAAUUUCUCUCAUCUAGGCCCUCAAGAAAUGUAACAUGGAGUGCCUUUCAAACCAUUUUAAUGAGAAUUUAGUCCAGUAAUGAACAUUAGUGACUCAUGAGGCUUUUCUUUAACAUUUCUUAUCAUCAAUGUCAGGAAUUAUUUCUGGCAAUAAAUGACUGUAAAGCGCCAGUAAUUUGCUACAGCUCUACUUAUUCAGUCUCUGAAGGGGACCAGCUGCCCUCAAGCUGCCAGAGAGCACGGCCCCUGCCUCGGGAUCUCUGGUGGUCUCAUGGUCCUCUUCUCCUCCCCACUGUGUGGCUGCAGGCUCCUGGGAAGACCUCCAUCCAGCUGUCCCACUUCCUGGAGUGGAUGAGCCUGGAGCCCCAGUCCGUGGUGUGGCUGCCCGUGCUGCAGCGAGUGGUCCAGGCAGAGAAUGCGCAACACCAGGCCAAGUGCUCCAUCUGCAAACAGUGUCCCAUCAAAGGCUUCAGGUGAGCCACAGGGCCUCGACAGGGGAACUCCAUUUCAACCAUAAAGAGAAUGUCAAUAAUGUUUAGGCUUUUAACUCAUUUUCCCCCAGAUACAGAAGCCUCAAGCAGUUCAAUGUGGACAUUUGUCAGAGCUGCUUCCUGUCCGGGCGUAGUACCAAGGCCAAGGCUUUAAUUUACCCCAUCAUGGAGUACUACACCCCAGUAAGACUAAUUAUAUUAUGCCAUACUACACCCAAGCAUGGCUACAAGAAUAUUCCCAUGGAAUUGAAAUGUAAAAUUUUUUCUGAUCUCUGAACAGACCACCUCAGGGGAGAGGAUGCGUGAUUUUGCCAAAACACUGAAGAACAAGUUCAGAUCAAAGCAGUACUUCAGCAAGCAUCCCAAGAGGGGCUACCUGCCUGUACAGUCUGUCUUGAGGGCAGGGAGUGAGGAGACGUGAGUCCAUAUAAUUAGUUCUAAAGCCUGGGAGGUCUUAUGUAAUGGCACAUCCAGAGACUGUCAGCACAGAUUGACUCCUGACUUUGAUUGACAUCUCUGUGCUUCCUUUAGGCCCAGCUCGUCCCCAAGGCUUCCCCACUCAGACACACACUUCAGGAUUGAGCACUAUGCCUGCAGGUAUGAGUCAAGAAAUCCUAAUAUAGCAUCAGCCACCUGCUGCUGCCCAUUAGCUGGGUAGACUUCACCCCGGGGGUGUUGGGUCAGGCUGAGUCAGAAAAGUGGGCCUGAAGCCUACCAGCGCUAGGGCCAGGAGGAGAGCACGUUGAAGGUCAGCAGGGUCGACAGAACCUUAUAACCCAGUUUCUCAGGCAAUGACUCCUGCAGCCUAUAUUUGGAACAGCUGGGCUGAGAUCAGCAGCCUGCGCAUAGUGAACACUACGUGCAUACAAAGGCUAUCCCCGGCACCGCUGUGUUUACUUCAACAAAGAAAGUAUUAUGUCAGCCACACAUUUGUCAGUUUCUUUACUUCAAUGUCAGGGAAGAAAUCUCUAAAAACUUCUCUAGUAACUUCUUAAUUUUAAUCUGUACAUUAUCCAUGCAUGCAGUCUUUAUCUGUCGCUACAUUCUGCCCUCAGCAGCACUGCCCACGAUGUGCCUUUUCUCUGAAAUAAUCUUCUCCACACAGAUGAACAUGAUGCCACUAAUGAGCAUGGUGGAGUGGCGUGACUCCCUUAUUUCGGCUUAAUCAUAUUAAAACAUUUAGUCUGGCAUGUCCUCAUUCUCUGCCAGAUCAUGUUUAUAAAAAUUUAAGCAACAAGUGAAGAAAGCACAUAAAUGUAAUUCUGCCAAGGAAAGUGUCUACAGAAAAGCACAGAAGCCUGAUUUAGGAGCAACAGUAGGAGCAACAGUUAAAGUGUUCCCCCUUGUAAUGUUUAGACUGCUGCAUUUGUACUUCUUGGAAUUCCCUCCCAUGAUACAUAUUCCCUUUACCUCACAGUGAACUAUGUUUUUACUGUCUGCUUCUGUUCAAGACUCGCUGAGAUGGAUGACCAGAACUGCUCCUUCUUCAAUGAGAGCCUGUGAGUUUAUCAUAUAAAGCUCUUACUUAAUGAUACGAAAAGAUGAGACUGUGUCCUUAGAGAACAUUACAUUAUCUUUACUCAGGUUUUCUCACAUGUCCGCAUAGUUCAUUCUGUCCUUCCCUCUGUUAAUGGCCAGGGAUGAGGAUCAGUACCUUGACCGCCUGGAGCAGGACUCCCUGGCCUCCUGUCAUCAUUACCUGGGUUAUACAGGCUGUGAGACCCAGGAUGAGCUGCAGAGGACACUGGCCAUGCUGGAGAAUGAGAACAGGUGAGAGGUCACUAACGCUCAUGUCAUUAUCAUUUCAUGAGUGGUGAGAUCAGUCCAAUCACGUCCAAAUCAAAAUACUUCUGCCAUCAGGGUAUCAAAUCAUAUCCAAUCAUAAUUUGUUUACCUCUGAUCUGCCAUAAGAGCAUAGAUGAAGACAUAAAAACACAAAUGAGUGCCUGGGGUCACAAAGGUAUAAUUUCCCCCAGGGUGCUCCAGGGGGAGUACCGACGUCUGAAGUGGCAGCAUGCUGAGGCCCAGGCAUGUCCACACCUGAGAGAGGGCUCUGUGGACCAGGAGGACUACCAGGACCAGGCCUUGCUGGCUGAGGCCAAAGACCUGAGGCACCAUAAGGGCAGGCUGGAAACCCGUAUGCAGAUCCUGGAGGACCACAACAAGGAGCUAGAGUCCCAGCUCCACCGGCUCAGGGAGAUUCUACAACAGGUGAGUCCCAGCCAGAGAUUAGCAGACAGGAGGAUGCCUCGAAUGCACAGUCCUGUCCACAUGAAAGUGCAUCGUUUUAUUUCCUCAUGAUAUUAGAAAAUGUUUUGUGAGUCCAACAGAACAGAGAGGAUUCAGAGGACAAUGUAUCGACUGGAACACCAUCAUCUGUGUACUCUCCUGUGUCACGAAGAGACCAGCUGGGGAGACAGCUAAGCUCAGGAGCCUCCAACACAGAACCCCCAGGUAACAUACUACGCUAGUUUGAUAUGAGGAUUAACUAUCAAAGACAUGUUGCCAUUAGGGGCUUGUCUAGAAGGGAGCCAUCAUGCCUUUGUUUUCCCUCUGUGUAACCAGGGCCGGCCUUGGAGCCAGAGCAGGGUGAUACAGCCUAUCACCUUCAACAGGUCAUAGAGCAACUGAAGAACGUCUUCCCCUUAGAGACCAGAGAGAAC
This is a messenger RNA of Coregonus sp. 'balchen', 11976 nucleotides long. NCBI's taxonomy places the organism in Eukaryota, Metazoa, Chordata, Actinopteri, Salmoniformes, Salmonidae. The record is from the annotation of a GenBank genome assembly.